Ectocarpus siliculosus is the source of this 1698-nucleotide messenger RNA. Lineage: Eukaryota; Phaeophyceae; Ectocarpales; Ectocarpaceae. The record is from the annotation of a GenBank genome assembly.
AUGUUUGUGCUUGCAACGAUCAAGGACACCGUAAAGUCCCCCGAGCUGGUGCCCGGGGACUGCUGCCUGCUACGUAUGACGAUAUGGGUAGCCCCGAGCAAGUUUAGUGGCGACGCCUUGGACGUGCUGACGGCGCAGAUAGAGGCCAAGUUCGCGGACAGGGUCAUCGCCAACGUCGGCCUCUGCAUCUGCCUGCACAGCUAUGAGAGCAUCGGGGACCCUUACGUCUACCCCUCCGACGGCGCUGCGCACUACAAGGUGCGGUUUCGGAUGCUGGUGUUCCGGCCCUUCGUGGGCGAGAUCCUAACCGGAAAGGUCUCCUCUUGCACCAAGCAGGGCAUCAAGGUGUCACUCGAUUUCUUCGAGAAUGCUUCCAUACCAAAGGAUCUCCUUCAAUCCCCGUCUGUCUUCGCCCGGGGGGAGUGGAUGUGGUCGUACCCCGACCCGGACGCGGAGGACGGGGAAAGGGAAGGAGAAGGGGGCGGCAGCAAGGGGGGGGAAGGCAGCGGGGCGGAGAACGACGAUUCGUUCUCGUUGACCCUGCACGACGAAGUGCGUUUCCGAGUGAGAACGCUGGAGUUCACGCAGGUGACGUCGACAGCAACGGGCAGUUUGCAGGCCACCACGGUGUCCACGGCGCGAGGAGCAGCAGGCGCCUCCGGGGGGGGUGCGGGCGGGGGCAGAGGCGGCGGUGCGGCGGGGAACGGGGGGCAGCCACCAGUAGUGAGAGAACGAGGGACUAGCGUAGAUCUAACUGACGUCGAGGAGGCGCCUUCCGCCAUGACCAUCACUGGCAGCAUGAACGAAGAAGGCCUAGGCCUCUUGUCGUGGUGGGAAUGAGGCUUCACUGCUGUUUAGCGCUGUCGUUGUUGUGGCGCUAGGGAAGGUUUCUCCCUUAUGUGGCGCCUGCGUUGUCGUGGCGGGAGAGGAAGCUCAACCAUCACGUUUGGGCACCACCGUUGUGGUGGUAGGAGUGAGGCUUCACCCUUGUUUUGCGCUAUUAUACUAUCGUUUUUGUGGCGCCUGUGUGGCUUCACCGUCUGUGUGGGCACCACCAUUGGCGUGGUGGGAGUGAGGCUCCACCCUUGUUUUGCGCUAUUAUACUAUCGUUUUUGUGGCGCCUGUGUGGCUUCACCGUCUGUGUGGGCACCACCAUUGGCGUGGUGGGAGUGAGGCUCCACCCUUGUUUUGCGCUAUUAUACUAUCGUUUUUGUGGCGCCUGUGUGGCUUCACCGUCUGUGUGGGCACCACCAUUGGCGUGGUGGGAGUGAGGCUCCACCCUUAUUUGGCACUGCUGCCAUUGUGGUGGUAGGAGUGAAGUUUCGCCCUCAUCCGAAACCGUCGUGGUAGUGGUAGGAGUGAAGCUCCACCCUCUUUGCUUUGUGACCAUCGCUGUCUGGUGGGAGUGAAGCUACCCCUUGUUUCUCACGAUCGUUGUGGUGGCCGAGUGAAGCUUAAACUAGUCGGCAUUGCUGCGAUUUUCGUGUCGAGAGUGAAGCUUGCCCUUUCUAGGCCCUAUGGUUAUCGUUGCUGGAGUGAAGCUGCACCCUCAUUGGGGCACUAUCGUUGUCGUGUAAGUGAAGCUUGACUCAUUUGGCAUUAUGAUUGUAGUGGUGGGAAUGAAGCUUCGCCCUGACUUGGCAAUAUCGUUUCCGAGCUGGGGUCAAUGAAUGGCUUGGUUUCAGCUGAUUGUUUGUU